This is a messenger RNA of Medioppia subpectinata, 3671 nucleotides long. NCBI's taxonomy places the organism in Eukaryota, Metazoa, Arthropoda, Arachnida, Sarcoptiformes, Oppiidae. The record is from the annotation of a GenBank genome assembly.
GUGAAAUAUUCAAUUAAUUAAACACCAAACAAAACCCAUUAACCAUGAACAAAAAACGAACCGUGUUAUUUAUGCCACUGAACUUUGUGGGCCCAGUAAAUUGCUGCGUUGGAAUGGGCCAGGUACUAUUGGGCGCCGGGCACCACGUUGUAUUUGCCGUACAACCGGAAUGGCAACAAAAGCUAACCACGUACGGCAACUUUAGCGUAGAGGUGUUGGGCCCUUCCGACCCAGAACCUGAGAACACCUCUACCACCAACACCACCGCUAACCCUGAUGAUUCAACCGAGCGCAACGUAGACAUCGUACGUGAUUUUCUACGCCAACUGACCCCAUUUGAAUCCACUACAAAAAAUCUCCGCGGUACAUUUGCCGACAUGAUACCCCAAAGUGCCCGUGACGACCCCUACUUGGCAGCUAUAAUUACGAGGGUAAAGCCCGACGUGAUCAUCGCCGAUCAUGUGAUGAACUUCCCGUCCAUUUUGCUCUCGGGCAUACCCUGGGUGUUCAGCUACAGUAGUAACCCGUUGUCACUAGACUUGUGCCACGAGGAUCGGCGACUACCGCCUUCCCUAUUAGGUUUGUCUAUUAAUAGCGACAAAAACGAGUGGGAAGUACUGCGAUCACGGCUAAGGGAGGUUCGCCUUGAGGUGUGGCCAGCCUAUAGGAAUUGGUUGGUAAAGGAGGGUUGCCAACCGGAUCAGCUACCCCUAAAGGGUCAACUAUGGUCACCCUCACCCUAUGCCAACGUUUACAUGUUUACUAAAGAGUUAGAUUACACAGAUGUGCGUCCAUUGCCCGAAACAUACCACCGGUUUGAUUACUGUAUGCGCACCGGGGGUGAGGGCCAGGAGCCGUUUGUUGUGCCCGAUUGUUUAAGGGGCAAACCUGGCAAACUUAUAUACUUCUCGCUGGGCUCCAUGGGUAGCGCCAAUGUCGAACUAAUGCGCCGAUUGGUUGGCAUACUGGCCAAUAGCCCGCACAGGUUUAUUGUGUCCAAGGGUGUUUACCACGAUCAAUAUGCACUGCCGGAUAAUAUGUGGGGCGCACGAACGGUUCCCCAGCUACAGGUGCUGGGCAUGGUUGAUUUAUUAAUCACACAUGGUGGUAAUAAUACGGUAACAGAAUGCAUGUACCAUGGUAAGCCGAUGGUGGUGAUGCCACUGUUUUGGAACCAGUAUGAUAACGCUCAGCGCGUUCACGAACAGGGGUUUGGCGUACGUAUGGAUCCGUUCGUAUGCACUGCCCCUGACUUGUUGGCCACCGUUGAUAGGCUUUUGGGCGAUAAACAAUUGAGUGUAAAAUUGGCUGCAGUUUCGCAUAGGAUUCAGACCGAGAAAAGUGUCGCUAUACACAUGUUAAUACAAAUCAACCCUGGUACAUCGGCCAUCGACAACACCGGUACACUUAUAUACAUCACCAAUGAUGACCAGGUGUACGGACUGGGCUGUAACCACUGGGGCUCACUAGGUCUAGGUCACUUUUAUGACGUACUCAACCCUACAUUAAUACCCGAACUAUGUCAUCAGGGUAUUCAACGAUUUAUCAACGGUGUAACAUUUGUACUAGCUCAAAACGCGCGUGGUGAGUUAUACAGUUUUGGUGACAACACGCUAGGCCAGUUAUGUCGGGAACUGGACGACCCCGAUAAUAGUUAUCAGAAACCGGCCAUGAUCGCCGCAUUCGCUGGCACUGAAUUGAUCGAGGUGAGUUGUGGCUACUCACACGCCCUGGCCCUAACCAGUGAGGGGAAUGUGUACGCCUGGGGUGCCAACAACACGGGCCAGUUGGGCGUUGAACAAGCUGGUAUAGCCUAUGCGCGUACACCUACCAGGGUAUAUUUUCCCAACGACUACAGUGUGUCCGCCGUAUACUGUUAUCACAAUCACUCGUUUGCCAUCACUAGCGACGGGUUUGCGUUCAGUUGGGGUCAAAAUAAUAGUUAUAAACUCGGUCACGAUGUGGAUGGUGAUUUGCGUACACCGCAGCUGAUUACCCGGAUGAAUCAGAUUCGUAGCAUAUGCUGCACAAACUUAAUGACAUACCUGUUGACAGCGGACGGCCAGCUGUACUGUUGCGGGGAAUUGCGGAACAGGUCGGGCGGCAAUUACAUACAUCGGACACCGUUCCCGCUCCAGACGUACGCCACGGUUCAGUCCAUAGCGCGCAUAGACUCUCAUAAGUGGUUUACCGAGAUUGUUGUGAUGAGUGAUCAAGAUGAUUAUGUUCACCGUGUUGAUAGUAAUAUGCUGAUGAAACCGACCAAGUAUAAAUGUUUUAGAGACUUUUUUGCCAAAGAGUACCAUGCUACUUAUCAGUCUAUUAGUUCGAUUUAUAAAUGUCCUGUUAAUCAGGGUAUAAAUGAUGCAACUGUGCCCUUAACAACUCAACCCGUACAGAAACGUGUUACCAUCUGUUUAAAUAACGCUCAUGUCACUCUGCCCUACGCGUAUGCCUAUGGUCGCAGCGAUCAGCCUUUAGAAUAUAUAAGAGUAGAUUCACAGAAAACAGCGUUUGUUAGCGAAUACGAGAACAUAAGCAAAACCUAUGGAGAAUUGAACAAUGAUGUAAAUAAAUUGGCAAAAGGCCUGUUGCAGUUUGGUAUUAAAAGGGGUGACAUAAUUGGUAUAUGGAGUUGUAACUCAUAUAACUGGAUUAAAAUACAAUAUGCGUGCGCUAAGCUGGGUAUAAUAAUGUGCACAAUUAAUCCGGGCUACCAAUGCUCCGAAUUGGAUUAUGUGUUACGGCGGGCACAAAUAAAGACCUUAUUUAUGCCCGGAUUGGACUCAAAACAGUUAAUAAUAAACAACUAUCACAAAGUUUUAAGCGAUGUCUUAACUAUGAGAAAAACUCAAACUAAUUCCGAUCCGUUAUUAUUAAAUCACGUAAUUUUUAUGGACGGCACCGAUACUCAAAUGUGUGAUCGUAACAAGGAUAGGGUAACCAGUAGUUUGUUAUCAGAUUUUUGCAAAACUGAUGGACAACUUCCCGACUCAGUAACGGAAUCGGUAACACCGGACGAUCCUGGAGGUACAACAGGCAAACCAAAAGGUGCUUAUUUAUCCCAUCAUACUUUAGCCUCAAAUUCGUGGGACAUAGACGAUCAGGAUAAAAUAUUUUGCAACCCAUUGCCAUUUUUUCACGCAUUUGGUGGCAUACUAGGCAAUUUGGGCAUGUGUGCUUUCCCAUUUAAAAAUGUUAUACCACACUUUAAAUUCAAUAUCAAACACAUGGUGGACACAAUAAUUAAACACGAAUGCACUUACAUGCUUGGUACACCGACCAUGGUCAUUGACAUGUUAGACUAUCUAGAAACAAAUAAAAUCAGGAUGGAUAGUUUGAAAGGCAUUGGCACAGGCGGAUCAUCAAUGCCUAUUGAGGUGGCCCAUCGAGCGCGCAAAAUUAUACCUUCAUGUUUUGAUAUGAGAGUUGCUUAUGGGGCUACAGAGGCUGGAACAUUUGGCACUGUAUCAGAUCAAUCUGACUCAAUUGAGCGCCGGUUGGAAACUUGUGGUCGACCAUUAUUUCACAUGGAGACUAAGAUUGUUGACCCAAAAACGGGAAAUGUGAAUUAUUAUCACGUGGACAUAAUCAGAUGGUUGGCUACUGGCGAGAUGAAAAGGCUACAAGGGAAGCAGUUGACCAUGCUGUCACUUUUUAAAAUGACCUAA